Molecule: messenger RNA, 2705 nt
Organism: Lotus japonicus
Lineage: Eukaryota; Viridiplantae; Streptophyta; Magnoliopsida; Fabales; Fabaceae
Product: zinc finger BED domain-containing protein RICESLEEPER 1-like
Exons: 3
Coding region: 197-2227 (676 amino acids)
Molecular function (GO): DNA binding; protein dimerization activity
Source: RefSeq, a predicted model, not a curated record
GCAUCUGAAUCGGAUCUAACCCAGUUUUCAUCCACACGCAGCGCAGGCAUCAUGAGCAUCGGGUUCAGUCCCUUUCGUCCCAAUCCACAACCCUAAUUCUGCCGGAUCCUCCGAUCGGACUCCGCCGUAAUUCAAAACCCUCAACCACCGCAUUCUCUGUGUCAUAAGUAGAUUAUUGCAGUCCCAAGCAUAUGUGAUGGAAAUAGCAAAUGAUUCAGGCAUAAAGAAGCCGAAAAGGCUUACAUCCGUCGUGUGGAAUCACUUUGAAAGGAUUAGGAAGGCGGAUGUCUGCUAUGCUGUUUGCGUACACUGUAACAAGAAGCUUAGUGGGUCGAGUAACAGCGGAACUACUCAUCUCAGAAAUCAUUUGAUCCGAUGUCUGAAGCGGGCGAACUGCGAUGUGUCUCAACUACUUACAGCAAAGAGGAGGAAAAAAGAUAACACCGUCAGUGUUGCAAAUUUUGGUUUUGAGGAAGGUCAGGGGAAGGAAGAAUACAUAAAGCCAACAACAAUCAUCAAGUUUGAGCAGGAUCAUAAGAAAGAUGAAAUCAUUAACUUUGCGGGUCGCAGAUUUGAUCCCGAGAAGAGUCAACUGGAUCUUGCAAACAUGAUCAUGUUACAUGGGUAUCCAUUGGCCAUGGUUGAACACGUGGGGUUUAAGGUCUUUGUGAAGAACCUUCAGCCUCUCUUUGAGUUUAUGCCAAAUAGUGGUAUAGAGGUUUAUUGUUUAAAAAUCUAUCAGAGGGAGAAGGAGAGAGUUUAUAACAUGAUAAACAAAUUACAUGGCAGGAUUAAUCUGUCAAUUGAACUGUGGUCUUCGGCUGACAACUCUUCACAUUUAUGUAUAGCUGCCCAUUACAUUGAUGAGGAAUGGACGUUGCAAAAGAAGGUCUUGAACUUCGUCACACUUGAUCCUUCUCAUACUGAAGACUUGCUUCCAGAAGCAAUUCUUAAAUGUCUCAGUGAAUGGGAUAUUGAGUGUAAGCUGUUUGCUGUGACCUUGGAUGAUUUUUCCAUUAAUGAUGACAUCACUGUUAGAAUCAAAGAGCAAGCGUCUGUGAAAAGACCUUUCUUAUGUACUCGUCAAUUACUUGACGUACGAUCUGCGGCACAUCUUCUAAAUUCCAUGGUUCAAGAUGCCCUAGAUGCGCUGCAUGAGGUGAUCCAAAAGAUUCGAGAGAGCAUCAGAUAUGUUAGAAGUUCACAAGUAGUACAAGGAAAAUUUAAUGAAAUUGCUCUACAAGCUGGUGUUAAUUCUCAGAAGGCCCUGCUUCUUGAUUUUCCUGGUCAGUGGAACUCAAUAUAUCUCAUGCUUGAAACGGCAUUAGAGUACAAGACUGCUUUUUCUAUCUUCCAGGAGCAAGAUCCCUCCUAUUCAUCAUUUCUAACUGAAGAAGAGUGGGAAUGGGCGACUUCAGUUACUACUUAUUUGAAACUUAUACUUGAAAUUACCAAUGUCUUUUCAGGCAAUGUGUUUCCUACAGCAAAUAUAUAUUUCCCUGAGAUCUGUGACAUCCAUAUCCAACUAAUUGACUGGUGCAGAAGUUCAGAUAACUUUCUUAGUUCCAUGGCUUUCAAAAUGAAGUCGAGGUUUGACAAGUAUUGGAGUAAGUGCAGUUUGGCUUUGGCAGUAGCAGCUAUUUUAGACCCCCGAUUUAAAAUGAAGUUGGUUGAAUACUACUACUCCCAGAUUUAUGGCAGCACUGCUUUGGAUCGCAUCAAAGAAGUUUCUGAUUCAAUCAAAGAACUUUUUAAUGCGUAUUCUGUCUGUUCAACUAUGGUUGAUCAAGGAUCAACCUUGCCUGGUAUCAGCUUACCCAGUACAAGUUAUGAUGUUAGGGAUAGACUGAAAGGCUUUGACAAGUUCCUUCACGACACAUCACAGGGUCAGAAUAUAACAUCAGACUUGGACAAGUAUUUGGAGGAACCGAUUUUUCCUCGUAACUCUGAUUUCAACAUAUUGAACUGGUGGAAAGUUCACAUGCCAAGGUACCCGAUCUUGUCUAUGAUGGCACGUGAUGUUCUUGGGACUCCAAUGUCAACAGCGGCACCAGACUUGGCAUUUAGCACUGGAGGGAGGGUGCUCGAUCCUACCCGGUCUUCAUUAAGCCCUGAUACACGUCAAGCUUUAAUAUGCACACAAGAUUGGCUCCAAAAUGAAUCAGGAGCAGAUUCAAGUUCAUCAUCAAGCCAUUAUGCCCUGCCGCUUCGUAUCGAACCAACUUAGUUUUUCCAUGACAUGCUUCUCUACAACUUGCAUCAUAUGCAGAAAUUCUCUCCGAGUCCCGUUGUUGAACACGUUGUACUUAAUUAUGGGCUAUGCUGCAAGCUUGUCAGGCUUCAUCAGGUAUAUUAUCUUUACCAUCAUGUUCUACAAUGUCAGGCUAUAUCCAAGACUAAAAGUCCUGUUCAUUCAUUCAUAUUUGUUCGGAAAUGCUCUAUUUAACUCGCGUAUAUUCUAUCACGAAGCAUUGUAUAUUAAGAACUACCAAAUUAAGUAUUGUGUAUAUAUUGACUAGAUGUUAAAUUUACAGAGCUUUUGCACAUAUCAUCAGCUAUUAAUGUACUAUCCAUUGAGAGAUGAAUCUGAAUUUGUACAGAAGAUGGCAUGCUCUUAUUUAUCCCCUUGCAUGAACUUUUUUGUGUAAGUGAGAUUUAUACGCAGAGAAUCUUAAAAUGGCAUCCAUUUAAAGUUUAAACGGUCA